AUGGCGGAAGACCCAGGCGCCAGUCCGCCAGUCUCAGACGGCGAACAACGCCACAUCUUCCCAUUCUUCAAACUCGCACGAGAGCUCCGCGACGCCAUCUACGACGAGUGCGUGCAGGAGACGAGAGUCGACGGCCCUGGUUAUCAGCCUGAGAUACGCGCCGAAGGCAUCGUGGUGCCACAUCUCUUGCUGGUCAACCACCAGUUCGCCGCCGAGUACGCCUCCCGCGCCCAAAACUCCGGCGUCGUCACCGUCAGUGACCUUUCGUACUCGCUACCUCGGCCGCUCCAACUCCCUGCGUUCCUGUGCAAGCACCCACUUCGUAUCGAGGUCAACACCUGGUGUCCUUGGCUUGGGCUGAUCGAUGGACAUUGGGACUGGAUCGGCAGCUUUCUGUCUCAAGUCUGUACGCCUCGCGGCUUCUCCGUCCGCGUGAUCACCAGAGGCGGCAUGAACGUGGGAGAGUUGUUGGCAGAGCUCAAUGCGAAGCCUUGGGCAUCUAUCCCAAACUUCACCGGCUUCCAAGUCUACCAAGAUUGGGCCACCGACGGCCCUCUUUCGACGAUGUGGCAGCAGUUGUCUCUGAUGAAGCACGUUGGAGGAUGGUCGAAGAGUUCAGGCAAGAUAGAGGACGUCCAAGGGACCGAGAGCGAGCUCGAAUCCGAUGAGGAUUCCGCAUGA
This is a messenger RNA of Zasmidium cellare ATCC 36951, 681 nucleotides long. RefSeq lists its product as uncharacterized. The transcript has 2 exons. The coding region runs from base 1 to 681 and encodes 226 amino acids. The record is from RefSeq and is a predicted model, not a curated record. NCBI's taxonomy places the organism in Eukaryota, Fungi, Ascomycota, Dothideomycetes, Mycosphaerellales, Mycosphaerellaceae.